AUGGCUACGUCCUCUCCACCACCACCACCACCACCCCAUGCAGUAAUUUUCCCUCUCAUGGCCCAAGGCCACACCAUUCCAUUGCUAGACAUAUCCAAGGCCUUGUCAAGCCGUGGCCUGAAAGUCACCGUCGUCACCACCCCUCAAAACGCACCGUUUAUAAGCUCCAAAGUUUCAGACUGCUCGUCAAUCUCCAUCUCCGUCGUGCCAUUUCCAAGCGUUCCUGACCUCCCUCGAGGCUGCGAGAACACCGCCAGCCUCCCUUCCAUGGAGCUCCUCGUUCCUUUCAUCGCAGCCACCAAAAAAAUGAAACAACCAUUCGAAGCUCUUCUGAAGGAGAUGGUGGAAAAUGGUUCCCGCCCAAUUUGCGUAAUCUCUGACUUCUUUCUCAGUUGGACUCUCGACACGUGUCGCUCUUUCGACAUUCCACGUGUUGUGUCGCAUGGGAUGGGGGUGCUGCCCAUGGUUGUUCUUAAAACCGUUUCUUCCAUGGAUGUCCAACGUGAAACGACGUCGGUUUCGGGUUCUGUAGUAGAGUUGCCCGAUUUGAGUCUUCCGUUCGCAUUGGAUAGGUCCGACUUACAGCCCCGGAAUAAUGACCCGGAGGAUGACCCGUUUUCACGUAUGAUAUGGGAGGUUGAAGAGGCCGAUAGGAAUAGCUGGGGUGUGAUUGUGAAUAGCUUUCAGGAGCUUGAAUGCGAGUACGUGGCUGCAUUGGAAGCUUUGCACAAGCAGGCCAAGGCAUGGUGUGUGGGGCCCGUUCUGCUCUAUGAUUAUAUUCCACCAGGGACUCGUGGGUCCCACGAUAAGAGUGAAUCAUGUCCCUACAUCAAGUGGCUGGAUGAGCAAGACGGAUCCAGUGCGGUGAUCUACGUGUCCUUCGGUACACAAGCACGGUUGUCGGGGGAUCAGAUGGACGAGAUCGCUAACGGGCUGGAGAUGGCAGGAUGUCGGUUCAUUUGGGCCGUCCGAUCGGGGACCUGGGCUUCGGAUGAAGGAUGGGAGAGAAGGGUGGAAGGGAGAGGGUUGGUUGUAUGUGAUUGGGUGGACCAGCGGAGUAUCCUAGCACACCCAAAGGUGGGAGGGUUUUUGAGCCAUUGUGGGUGGAACUCGGUGUUGGAGAGCUUGUCAAUGGGGGUCCCUCUAUUGGCCUGGCCAAUGGGAGCAGAGCAACCACUGAAUGCCAAGUAUGUUGCAAUGGGAUUGGAAGCAGGGUUAAUGGUUUCACAAGGGCGGAUCACUGCCCUUGAUCGCCAUGUGAUUUGUGAUGGAAUAAAGGAGUUGAUGGGAGGUGAGAAGGGGAGGAGGGCUAGGGAGAGGGCAGGACUAUUUGGGACCAUGGCAAGGCAUGCCGUGGAGAAAGGCGGAUCGUCGGAUAAGAAAUUGGAUGAAUUGAUCAAAUGCCUUAUUACCAACAAAAAGGAAUAA
Molecule: messenger RNA, 1428 nt
Organism: Prunus dulcis (almond)
Lineage: Eukaryota; Viridiplantae; Streptophyta; Magnoliopsida; Rosales; Rosaceae
Product: scopoletin glucosyltransferase-like
Exons: 1
Coding region: 1-1428 (475 amino acids)
Molecular function (GO): UDP-glycosyltransferase activity
Source: RefSeq, a predicted model, not a curated record